CACCCGGACACUCCGAUCGUCCAUCGGCCAUCAUCAUUCAUGAUUCAUCGUUGUUGGCACGUCUUUGCGACUUGUUAGACGUAAUAACUGAACGAAUAUUUAGUUAUAACGCAAUACUUACUUUUGUAUUUUCUCGUUUCCCACUUAUUCCUAUUUCUAUCGCGUAGUUUCGUUCGAGUUCCAGACCUGGAUCGUUGUGUGCUCGUGUGCGCGUGCGUACGUACAUCUGUUCUGGUGACGGUUGUAUACCAAUAUUGUGUGUUAAUUAUUACAUUCUACCAUUCUCGUCUAUGACCGUGUGCGACUGACUGCGUUAAAGCGUGUACAGAAUAAUAUGCGCUGUGCGUCGUGGGACGUUCGGUGGUUGUAGCUCGACGAUUUUGGUCGAAUUUUGGACGCUAUUGUGACAGUUGAUUGUACGAUUGUUCAUAAAAGAUGGCUGAUGUUGAUCCAGAAACUCUUCUGGAGUGGCUUAACAUGGGCCAAGGUGAUGAAAGAGAUAUGCAACUCAUAGCACUAGAACAGUUAUGUAUGUURCUAUUGAUGUCUGAUAAUGUUGACAGAUGUUUUGAAGUAUGUCCACCUCGCUCUUUUUUGCCAGCACUUUGUCGAAUAUUUCUUGAUGAAAGUGCUCCCGAUAGUGUGCUUGAAGUAACUGCUAGAGCAAUCACUUAUUAUUUAGAUGUAUCUGCUGAAUGUACUAGACGUAUUGUGGCAAUUGAUGGUGCAUUAAAAGCAAUUUGCAAUCGAUUAGUAAUUACCGAUAUAUUUUCAAGAACAAAUAAAGAUUUAGCUGAACAGUGUUGCAAAGUAUUGGAACUAAUAUGCACUCGUGAAGCAGGUGCUGUUUUUGAAGCUGGUGGCCUAAGUUCUGUAUUAUUGUUCAUUAGUGAUGUCGGAUCUUGUGUGCACAAAGAUACUCUACAUUCUGCUAUGACUGUAGUUUCUAGAUUAUGUACUAAAAUGGAACCUAAUGAAGCAUCAUUACCAACUUGUGUUGAGUCUUUGUCUACAAUGCUUAAACAUGACGACUCUCAUGUUUCUGAUGGAGCUUUGAGAUGCUUUGCUUCAUUAUCUGAUAGAUUUACACGUCGUGGAAUUGACCCAGCUCCUUUAGCACAACAUGGACUUUUAAAUGAAUUGAUACUUCGAUUAUCCUCAGCUGCAGGACCUACAGUAACAAAUAUAGGAACACCUGGUCUAAAUGCAAACAAUUCAACUACCGAGGUUAAAUCUUCUCAAUCCAUAUCUACGGUUAUAAGCUUGUUAACUACUCUUUGUCGUGGAUCUAAAUCAGUUUCGCAUGAUUUAUUUAGAUCUAACUUAGCUGAUGCAAUUGAAAAAGCUCUUAAAGGCGAUGAAAGAUGUUGUUUGGAUACAAUGCGUUUAGUUGAUUUAUUACUAGUCUUACUUCUUGAAGGACGUGAUGCAGUAUCAUGGAGUACAGUAGCAUGUACAAGUAAUAAUCCUUUAUUACCAAAACUUCGACGUUUAGAUUCUAGUGCAGAAAAAUCUCAGCGUCAUUUAAUUGAUUGUAUCAGAAGUAAAGACACGGAAGCAUUGAUGGAGGCUGUAAAUUCUGGUGCAAUUGACGUAAAUUUUGUGGAUGAAGUUGGUCAGACUUUACUUAACUGGGCUUCUGCAUUUGGUACUCAAGAGAUGGUUGAAUAUUUGUGUUCUAAAGGAGCUGAUGUCAAUAAAGGUCUCAGGUCAUCAUCAUUGCAUUAUGCCGCUUGUUUUGGAAGGCCAUCCAUAGCUAAAAUUCUUCUAAAAAAUGGUGCUAAUCCAGAACUUCGCGAUGAAGAGGGGAAAACACCAUUGGAUAAGGCACGAGAAAGAAUGGAUGAAGGACAUCGUGAAGUUGCUACCAUAUUGGAAUCUCCUGAAUGGUUGAUGUCUUCCAAAAAUGAAAUUGUUCUGUCAAAUGAAUCUAAAGAACCAAAAGGUGAUCCYGAAAUGGCUGCGAUUUAUCUUAAACGCUUAAUGCCAGUUUUUUGUCACACUUUCCAAUCAACUAUGCUUCCGUCAAUUAGGAGAACUUCUCUUUCUUUAAUUAAAAAAAUGGUUCACUACAUUAAACCAGAUUGGCUUGAGGAUAUAUGUAGACCUGAUUGUCCAAAUAAUCUUGCUCCUUUGUUGGUUGAAGUACUUGCUACUGUUCUUGAUAAUGAGGAGGAUGAUGAUGGACAUGUCAUUGCUUUACAAACCAUUUAUGAUCUUUUGAAUAAGUGUCAAGAUACAUUUCUUGACCAUUUUGCACGUCUAGGAGUAUUUUGUAAAGUACAACAACUUAUUGGACCUGAUAAUAAUCCAGAAAAAGAUAAUGCCCUGCAAAUUGAUUCAAAAAAUUUUCCUAUUGAGGAUGCUAAAGAAAUAUUGCCAGGUCAUGCAUAUCAUUGGAAAGAUUGGUUUUUCUGUCGUGGUCGAGAUUGCCUUUAUGCAUGGAAUGACUAUGUUGUAUUGGAGUUGUCAAAUGGCAGUAAUGGUUGGUUUAGAUUUAUGAUUAACGAUAAAUUGUCUACAAUGUAUUCCAGCGGCAGCCCUGAAGGACAACUUGAUACAAAAAACAAAACUGAAUUCAUUGAAAAAUAUUUAAAAGCCAAAGUGUUUGUUAAACUUAACACAGUAAGUCAACCAAUUUUAAGUUCUCCUGGUUUAAAUAGAAUAGCAGUUGGUAACUGGAUUCUUAUUUCAAAAAAAGAUUGUGAACUAAGCAUACAAAACUCUGAUGGUUUGCAGCAAAUUACAACACUAAUAUAUGGAACCAAUGGAUUUUCUUUUCAAUCUAAUCGUGGCAAUCAACACAUGUUUACUGCUUUGAUACCACUUAAAAGUGAUUUUACCUCUGGUUGGGAAACAGUUAAAAAAGCAAAUAUAGUAGCCGCAACAGCCGAAAGUGUUGGACAAAAGAUUCGUAAACAAGCACAAGAAAUAUUUGAUACAUUUUUCAAAGCAGCCCAGGCUCAGCCAAGAGGUGUAGUUGCAAGAUUAAGUAAAAUUGUUAAAGCCAUUGAAUUAGCUAUUCAUAAUCAAUCUUCUGUGAUCAAAGACAUCUCCAAUAAAGAAUUUUGGGCAUCAGCUCUUUGCAAGGCAGUUAUAGACUUGAAAAAAUUAUUAAUGGAAGAUGAAGGCAGUGUUUCAGCAUAUGAAAUAUAUAGCAGUGGUUUAGUUGAAGUUUUAUUGAAACUUUUAACAGUCAAUAAUCAUGAACAAGGUGAUGAAGCUAUAGAAUUACARAAACUUAGGAUCGACAUUUUUGUUAAAUGUUUUAAGGAAAAUAAAAAUGAAAAAGGAUUAGAGACUUGUGCUUCUGUGUUAGUGCAAAAACUGAUAUCUGUUUUAGAAUCUAUUGAAAGAUUACCUGUGUACUUGUAUGAAUCACCUGGUGCUUUUCAUGGAUUACAAAUAUUGUCAAGACGUAUUAAAUUUCGUUUAGAAAAAGCUGUAAAAGAAACCACUCUUGUUGAUCGAACAGGUAGAGGCUUAAGAAUGGAGCCACUAACAACUGUGCAUCAACUUGAAAAACAUUUAUUAAAAAUGGUUGCAAAACAGUGGUAUGAUCAUGAACGCAUCACAUUUAAUUAUGUAAAGAAACUCAAAGAUAAAAAUAAUAUACCAAUGAAGUUCAAACAUUAUUAUGAUUUUGAUAAAAAUGGUGUCUUAUAUUGGAUUGGAACAAACGGAAAAACUACGGUAGAUUGGGUUAACCCUGGUCAAUAUGGAUUAAUGCUAGUUCAGUCUUCGGAUGGUCGUAAUUUACCAUAUGGUCAAGUAGAAGAUAUUCUAAGUAGAGAUUCUGUUGCGAUUAACUGUCACACUAAUGAUGAUAGCAAGGCAUGGUUUUCUAUUGACUUAGGAUUAUUUAUAAUUCCAACUGACUAUACUCUUAGGCAUGCUAGAGGUUAUGGCCGUUCUGCUCUACGAAAUUGGUUAUUCCAAAUGUCUAAAGAUGGUACUAAUUGGACUACAUUAUCCACGCAUGCUGAUGAUACAACAUUGAAUGAACCAGGAAAUACUGCUACUUGGUCCAUAGAAAUAAAUGAUAAAGAAGAGACUCAGGGUUGGCGGCAUGUUAGAAUACAACAGAAUGGUAAAAAUGCAUCAGGUCAAACACAUUAUCUCUCAUUAUCUGGUUUUGAGAUCUAUGGAAGUGUUACUGGUAUAUGUGAAGAUUUGGGUAAAGCAGCUAAAGAAGCAGAAGCUAGUCUAAAACGCCAAAGGCGUUUGUUCAAGGCUCAAAUGUAUAAACAAAUGGUGACUGGUGCUCGAGUUAUGCGUGGUAUUGAUUGGAAAUGGAGAGAUCAAGAUGGAAAUCCACCUUGUGUUGGAACUGUCACUGGAGAUGUACAUAAUGGUUGGAUAGAUGUUGUGUGGGAUCAUGGAGUUACAAACUCAUACMGAAUGGGUGCUGAAGGAAAGUAUGAUCUACGGCUAGUCAAUGAGCCCCAAACUACAUCUGCCUCUUCAAAGAUGUUCAAAAACAUUCCAAAUACAACCUUAUCUAGUAUCAUGACAAGAAUGUCAAGUUCCACUCCUAUUUUACCAGAAGCAUCUAAUGAUAAUAACUCUGUUGCUUCUGUAACUAGUACAGAUCAAAUAUCUUCUGCAGAGAAUUUGGCAGUAAAGCAAGCUGCUCAACAAUUCACUGAUAGCAUAAUGUCAGUUAUGAGAAUGGAACCCUCUGCAGUUACCCCAGUAACUUCAAAUUCAUUAGAUAAUUCACUUCGAAUAGUAGUCCAUCCAACUCCUUCUGUUGAUCUCGCCACAAUUGUUGAAUCUACGUCAAAUGAUGAAACUCAACAAAAUAUUGAAAAUAAUAAGAAAAACAGUACCUGCUAUGAAGAAGAAUUUUUACCUGCUUUGGGAAGAGUGAAACCAACAUACAGGCGUAGUUCUGUUACCAGUCUAGUGCACACAUUGCAAUCCAUUCAAAUUGAUACACCUCCUAACAAUAAAGCAAAUUCAAAAGAUAAGCCAAUAAUAAUUAUGCAUCAUAAUUCAUCAGAUGCUUCCAAUACCCAGACACAAGAUCUAUCUACUGAUACUUUAAUAAACAAUGCAAAUAAUUCAGCUUUUAAUACAGAAAUAUGUAUUCCUAACAAUUUAGAUUUAGAAAAAGAAAAUAAAAAAGAAGAGAACCGAAAUAAUUCUUCAAAUCACAUGAGUGUUAGUGUGCCAAAUUUAGCAUCUAAUGCACCACCUAGAUCACAAGGAGAUAUUCCAUUACAAAAACCUUUAGCUGAAACAUAUGCUCCAUAUCAAAAGUACAGGAAUUUUGAUCGAAACAAUAGUCAUAAUAAUCAAUCUCAAGUCACUAACCAUAAUAUGCCUCAACGUGUACCAACUUCAGUAUCUAGUCUUGUUCGUUUGGCUCUAUCUACUAAUUUUCCAAUUUCAGCACAUGUUAAAGAUGAUGGAGAAUUGAUGAACAGUGAAAUAUUUAAUAGCAAAAAAAUGACUAACAAACUUGUUCAACAAAUUCAAGAUCCUCUGGUAUUAAGUUCAGGUGCACUUCCAUCUUGGUGUGAACAUUUAAAUCUUUCUUAUUCAUUUUUGUUUCCAUUUGAAACAAGACAUUUGUAUUUUAAUUGCACUGCAUUUGGGCCAUCUAGAUCAAUUGUAUGGUUGCAAUCUCAACGAGAGAAUGUGGAACGACAUCGCACUGGUUCAAGUCUACCUCUUAGACGAGAAGAAGAGUACAGAGUUGGUCGUUUAAAACAUGAUCGUGUUCGUAUACCGCGUGGUGAAAACAUACUUGCUUGGGGUAGACAACUUAUGCGUGCUCAUAUUGAUCGUCAAACUGUAUUGGAGGUUGAGUUCAUGGGUGAAGAAGGUACUGGAUUAGGUCCUACAUUAGAAUUUUAUUCAUUAAUCGCUGCCGAGUUUCAGCGAAAAGAUCUCUGCAUGUGGAUGUGUAAUGAUGAAAUGCCUGAAGAGACCCGUCAAUGUAUUUGGCUUGAAGGAGGAUCCAAGCCACCUGGCUAUUAUGUUAGACGGCCUGGUGGACUUUACCCAGCACCAUUACCUCAAGAUUCACCUUGUUGUGAUAGAGUUGUAAAACAUUUUUGGUUCCUUGGCAUGUUCCUAGCAAAAGUUCUUCAAGAUAAUCGCUUAAUAGAUCUUCCAUUAUCAUUGCCAUUCCUAAAACUUUUAACUAAAGCAAAGAAUAAUGAAUCCGGUAGAGUUCUGAAUGAUUCAGACUUGUUUGACAUUGACGAAGAUCAAGCAAUGUUUAUAAAAGAUUUGAAAGUAUUAAUUUYGACAAAAGAAAAAAUUUUACUUGAUCAAUCAUUGAGCGAUGAAGAUAAAAACGAACAAAUUAAAAACUUGCAAUUUCAGUGUGGUGAAACCGGCAAAGUGCACUUAGAAAAUCUAAGUUUGAGCAUGAUUUACUUACCAUCAUCUUACUGCUUUCCAUUUACCUAUAUUAAUUUAGUUGAUGAGGGUCUUAGUCAUGAUGUUAACAUGGAUAAUGUAGAGCAGUAUGUUAGUUUAUUGACUGAUUUUAUAUUGGAAACAGGCAUCAAGAGACAAAUGGAUGCACUUAAAGCAGGUUUUUGUCGUGUAUUCUCAAAUGAAAAGUUAAAUGCAUUUACUCCGCUUGAAGUUAGACGAAUGUUAUGUGGCCAACAAGAACCAGAAUGGACUCGAGAAGAUUUAUUAAAUUACACAGAGCCCAAAUUAGGAUAUAAUAAAGAAAGUCCUGGAUUCUUACGUUUGGUGAAUGUUUUGGAACAAAUGAAUUCUGAAGAACGUAAAUCAUUCUUACAAUUUACUACGGGUUGUUCAUCAUUACCACCAGGAGGUCUCGCCAAUUUAUAUCCAAGGCUAACUGUGGUACGUAAAGUUGAUGCUGGUGCAGGUAGCUUCCCAUCAGUGAACACUUGCGUCCAUUACUUGAAACUACCAGAGUAUCCUGAUGAACUUACAUUGAGAGAACGCUUAUUGGCUGCAACUCUUGAAAAAGGGUUCCACCUCAACUAAUAACACUAUUAUUGAUAAAAAUGUAAUUAUCAUUAACUAAAUAAUUAUAUAAAUUUCUCGCAUAAUAGUAUCUUUAAAAUUAUAUUUCUUGUUGUGCACCUUUUUUUAUAUACAUAAUUUUAAAUUUCUGUGGCUACAAACAAAUAGUGUUAAAGUCUUAGGAGUUCACUCAUCU
Molecule: messenger RNA, 7159 nt
Organism: Diuraphis noxia (Russian wheat aphid)
Lineage: Eukaryota; Metazoa; Arthropoda; Insecta; Hemiptera; Aphididae
Gene: Ufd4
Product: ubiquitin fusion-degradation 4-like
Biological process (GO): anatomical structure development; protein K63-linked ubiquitination; proteasome-mediated ubiquitin-dependent protein catabolic process
Cellular component (GO): nuclear speck
Molecular function (GO): ubiquitin protein ligase activity; metal ion binding; protein binding
Source: RefSeq, a predicted model, not a curated record